Molecule: messenger RNA, 2148 nt
Organism: Adineta steineri
Lineage: Eukaryota; Metazoa; Rotifera; Eurotatoria; Adinetida; Adinetidae
Source: the annotation of a GenBank genome assembly
AUGAGUGCCGGCAUUUAUCCCAAUCGACAACACUUUGAUAAUUUAAGUUACAUAUCGGAUGGUCGUGAUCGAAUUUCAUAUAUCAAUGAUCCAUAUGCUGCUACGUCGCAUGAUGCUCCAUUCGAUAGUCGUGGAGUUGUUUUGCGACCGACUGAUUUAAAUAAAUCUAAUCGUGAAAAUAAUAUUACUUAUUCAUAUCGAUCUGGUCAAGAUAAUAUAUAUGGUUAUAAUAAUGCAGCAUUUAGUGAUAUCAGUGGUGUUGAUUCGCGUGGACCUUCAAUGCGAACACCACAACAGAAUAUAUAUAAUGUUCAAAAAACAUUUCAAAAUCCAAAAAAUAAUGGAAAAGCAUCUAGAAUAUGUUCGAAAUAUUGGUAUAUAUUUGUACUUUUAACUCUUAUUAUUCUUGUUGCUAUUGGUCUUGGUAUUGGUUUUGGUAUAUUUUACUCAAAACAUAAAAGUAAAUGUCAUCUAUCAUGUGAUCCAAGUGAAAGACUUGUUCAUUUAAAUUCAACUCAUUGUGAAUGCCAAUGUAUAUUAAUUAUUAAUGAAUGUGAAUAUGAACCACCUGUAUGUGGACAAUUUCCAUGUAUUAAAUUUAAUGGCACAGGUUAUGAAUGUCAUUGUACAAUGGGCUUUCAUCAUCCACCUAGUAAUAAUGAUUUAACACGUUGUGAAGAUAUUGAUGAAUGUAGAAAUUCACAUAUAUGUGGUGAAAAUCAAAUAUGUCAUAAUACAAUUGGAAGUUAUACUUGUUCUUGUCAAUCUGGCUAUGAAACAAUUGUAUCAUCUAAUGGGAUUAUAUGUCAAGAUAUCAAUGAAUGUCUUGAUGGCACUCGAUGUUCAAAUGGUCAUUGUAUAAAUAAUAAUGGUAGUUUUACAUGUGUUUGUAAUCCAGGUUUUACACCUGAUAUAUUCAAUCCAUUGCAUUGUGAUGAUAUUGACGAAUGUUUACUAUCAAAUAAUUGUACUGGUAAUAAUGAAAUAUGUGAAAAUAUACCUGGCUCAUACAAAUGUAUUUGUGCUCGAGGUUAUCGACGAGAUGGACAUAACAAUUGCAUAAAUAUAAAUGAAUGUGCAGAAUCCAAUACAACUUGUGAUAUAAAUUCACGUUGUGAAGAUCGUAAUGGAUCGUUUGCAUGUUGUAUAAAAACAAUAACAAAUCAAUGUAUUGAAUGUGGUUAUGAUUAUACAAAUUCAAGUUCGAACGGUAUGUUAUCAUUUGCUUAUACUAAUCUACUUUUAACAACUGAUUUAUCUGCGACAGUAACUGCUUUUGCUAUUGCUAAUACAAGCUUACGAUUAAAUGCGAUUAAAAAAUCAAUAAAAAAAAAUAAAUUGAAAAAGGUUAAUAAUCAUGUUCGAAGAACACGUAUGAUUAAUGGUCAAUCCGUCGAAACAGGACAGUUUCCAUGGAUUGCUGCUUUAUUAAUUAAAUCAGAUUAUUAUAAUAGUGAACCACGUUAUGUUUGUUCAGCUUCUCUUGUUUCUAGUUGGAAUAUUAUAACUGCAGCACAUUGUCUUGACGAACAACAUUUUCGAAAACAAUGGGAAUUAACACGUGAACCGAGUUUAUUUAAAGAUAUAUUUGAUAUACGUAUAGGUGUACAUAAUCUUAGUUUGAACAGUACAGAUUUUCUUCAAAGUCAAUCAUAUUCAAUUGCAAAUUUUACAUUACAUUCAGAUUAUCAAACUCUUGAUACAGAACAUGCUACUGUUAAAAAUGAUAUUGCUUUAAUUAAAUUAACUAAACGUAUUGAACGUUCAUCAAAGCUUGAUUGGAUUUGUUUACCAACUAUUGUUAAUGUUCACGAUCAAAAUAUAUUAAAAGUUGUUUCAUAUAGUCAUACAGACGAUGAUUCUAUUCAACAACAAUUAAAUAUUCGUGUACUUGAUAAUCAUCAAUAUCAAGCUGAAUGUCAACGACAAUUAAAUGAUAUUGCUGAAGAUGCUUUCUGUGCAAUCACUACGAAUAAUUCCAGUGUAUUAGGCGUGGGUGAUUCUGGAGCAGGUGCAAUGUUAUUUGAUAAUAAUACUCAUUGGCAACUUGCUGGCGUUAUGUCAAAAACAGGUUUUCAAAAAGCAUAUUCAGCUAUGACUAAUGUAUCAACGCAUAUCGAGUGGUUACAAUCUCUUGUGGAACGAUAG